Molecule: messenger RNA, 2043 nt
Organism: Rhincodon typus (whale shark)
Lineage: Eukaryota; Metazoa; Chordata; Chondrichthyes; Orectolobiformes; Rhincodontidae
Product: transmembrane protein 205-like
Exons: 4
Coding region: 131-697 (188 amino acids)
Source: RefSeq, a predicted model, not a curated record
CGGGCAUGUUUCAUGUCAAUCACACCAAGGCUAUUUGUCUAUUGAAGGCCGCACCUGUCAAUCAGGGGCAAGCAAGAGUGGUUGCGGCUCGGUGACUGAAGCACGCAGCAGGGCUUGUCGAGAUAACAGAAUGCCAACAGAAGGAGAUCCAACUAACCUAGUCAAAACAGCCCAUCUGAUUAUACUGUCUACCUCCUGGGGUAUGCAGAUAUGGGUCUCGUUCAUAUCGGGUUUUGUUCUGAUUAACAGUGUUAGCAGACAUACGUUUGGCUUGGUUCAAGGCAGUCUGUUUCCUUACUAUCUCUACUCUGUCCUCGGAGGCUCAUUCCUCAAUCUGGCUCUCUAUGCCUUGUAUCACCCACAUGAGUUACUCAACAAUGAUGAAACUGUUCAGAUAACAUCCUUUUUCGUCUGUGUGAUUUUCUCCGCACUCAAUGCCCAGUGGUUUGGUCAGACAACAUCAGAAAUUAUGUUUAAGAUGCAUGAGAUUGAGAAGGAACACCACUUGGGGCAGGAGAUUGGGUUUGGGACUAACCGAGAGCCCUACAAAAGGUUGAAGAAGAAGGACCCCAAAUACCUGAGACUCUGCCGGAGCUUUGUGAAGUACCAUGUCCUGUCCAUGGUAUGUAACCUGAUCUGUGUUAUUUGCAAUGGAGUCAAUCUGUUCUACACUGCAACCAAUCUGAAGACUUUCUAGAAAAUCUCUGCUAUCUUCCUCUGUGUCUGCUGAGGACUUUCUUUCGGAAUUUUGUGAUAUCCUGGACAUUGUAACCUCUGUACGUAAUUUCCAUUUUGAUCGUUGUGUUUAAAUAUUUCAAUUACUGUUCAGCAACAGGAAACAGCUCCAUUUCUAAAAGCGUCAAAGUCUGAGGAGCACAGUGGCAUAGCACAUUGUCCUUCUAGCCCUGAGUACAAGUGAAAGCCUUUGUUGGCAUCAGUGCCUUGUGUGCUAUAUGGGGUGGGUUUGGGACAUUUUGGCUCCGUGUCAGUGUAAUUCCACAACACAAAACCCCUGGUUGAUAUUGUGUGAAAUUGACAAUCACACUUGACGAAAUGGUAACAUACACUGCAGCACUCUCUGGGGAACCUUUAUUGGAUCUUGUUGUGGAAUUCCCAUUUUCUUUUUUUAUGUGAGCUGUGACUAGAUUCACCUAUUCAACCCUGCUCAGAAGCUGGUUGUGGUCAGUGCUGAGGGCAAAGUGAAGCAGGUUGGUAUCACUCAGUUCCGCUGGAAACGGUCCUGGGAUCCAGCAGCAGCAAAAGAACGUGUGCAGGCAAUGGAAAGAUCAUGAUGUGCAAUGAAGUUGCUGUGAAUAUGCGUGAUUGGGAUUUUGCAGAAGGCAAUCACUUUGAAUGUGAAUCCACUGCGCCGUUCCUGGAACUGCUCGACACAAGUUAGAAAAACUAAACUGAUUUCUGUUCUAAGGCCCCCAGGCUUCUCUGUUUGUCAGCACAGAACAAAUUAAUUCACAAUCACAGUAUCUGAUGAAUACAGGAAGGUGGAACUUUCCGUGUCCAACAACAAAAUAAUGUGAGCGCUGGAAAUCUGAAAUAUAAACAGCAAGUGUCAGAAAAACUCAGAGACAGAACUAAUGUCCCAGGUCAUAACCUUACAUCAAAACUGGGAAAUGUUUCUGAAAUGGGGCAGCUGGGGAAAAAAAGCAAGGUGUGUUGUGAAAGAACAGGGGGCAGGAUAGAUUCAAUGUCAAAAGAGUUAUUAUUGAUGGGCUGAAAGUAUUGGGACUGGGACAUGUAAAUAAACAAAGGAGUGUCCAUAGGGCAUGAAACUGGCUGAGUGAUAGGAUACAGAGUAAUAGUUCAGGCUGGAGUAAAGAUUGUCACCAGGUUUCCAGGGGUCCAUCCUGGGUCUCUUGCUUUUCCUCAUUUUUAUAAAUGAUCUCGAUCUUAGUGUACAGAUGACACAAAAUUUGAAAGAAUUACAAACUUGGGAGGAGCAGGACAGUGUGUAAUUUCAAAACAACAUUGACAAGUUGUGUGAUCGGUGUGAUUGGUUGAAUAAUAAACAGCAAUCAUCCAAAAGCA